Molecule: messenger RNA, 309 nt
Organism: Rotaria socialis
Lineage: Eukaryota; Metazoa; Rotifera; Eurotatoria; Philodinida; Philodinidae
Source: the annotation of a GenBank genome assembly
AUGCAAAAUAGAAUCUAUUUUUAUGAUUUCUCUUUAGUCACCAAUUCGUGUGCACUGCUUGACAGUAUCAAUAAUUUUCUCAAUUAUUACACACCAAUGAGUGAUCCCGCAGACUUGUUGAAAGCUGAAUUGGGUAUUGUAUCGAAUACAUCUGAACAUCAUCAUCCUCACCACCAUCAUGAUAAAAUUAUUGUACCGAGUGCUGAAGCAACAAAAGUCGUAACCCAUAAAUCACACUCCGAACCUGAUCACGGCAAAGAUGAGGAUCAUAAAGAACAAAAGCAGAAACAUGUAGAUGAUGACAAAUGA